CUGAAAUAAUGGAGGACUGUCUUUUUUACCCGGACUGAUGAUGUCUGUAUUUCUACUCUACUACCUGUGACCUGAGGAAAAAACAAGUCGUCUGCAUUUCAGCGUGUCUCCUCAAAUAUGACCAUUUGACACUGUUCAUCGUCAAGUAGAGUCGGGGUCAUAUUAACAGUCCCAUGAUGACCACGGACACGCCAGCCCAAAGUGUGGGCUCCAAAAUAAUGACGUUCACCCCGUCCAAAGAGGAGUUCAAGGACUUCAGCAGAUACAUCGCCUAUAUGGAGUCGCAAGGAGCGCAUAAAGCUGGAAUGGCAAAAGUUAUUCCACCUAAAGGCUGGAAACCCAGACAGACAUAUGAUGAUAUAGACGACCUGGUGAUCCCUGCACCCAUUCAGCAGGUGGUGACUGGUCAGUCAGGCCUCUUCACGCAGUACAACAUCCAGAAGAAGCCAAUGACCGUCCAUGAGUUCCGCAAGACCUCCAACAUGGACAAGUUCUGUAAUCCUCGAUAUGUGGAUUUUGAGGAGCUGGAGAGGAAAUUCUGGAAGAAUCUUACCUUCAACCCUCCCCUUUAUGGUGCUGAUGUCAGUGGAACACUCUAUGAUCCAGAUGUUCCUGAGUGGAACAUCGGCCAUCUCAACACCAUUCUGGACACUGUGGAGAAUGAGAGUGGGAUUAAGAUCAAAGGAGUCAACACACCGUACCUCUACUUUGGGAUGUGGAAGAGCGCCUUCGCAUGGCACACUGAGGACAUGGAUCUGUACAGCAUCAACUACCUUCACUUUGGAGAGCCCAAGUCCUGGUAUGUUGUCCCCCCUGAGCAUGGAAAGAGACUUGAACGACUUGCGAAAGGUUUCUUUCCAGGGAAUGCUCAGAGCUGUGAGGCCUUCCUGCGCCACAAGAUGACUUUGAUUUCACCCUCCAUCCUCAAGAAAUAUGUCAUACCUUUUGAGAAGGUCACUCAGGAGGCUGGGCAGUUCAUUGUGACCUUCCCAUUUGGCUAUCAUGCUGGUUUUAACCACGGCUUCAACUGUGCUGAGUCCACCAACUUUGCCACCCAGCGGUGGAUUGAUUACGGCAAACAGGCAACACUGUGUUCGUGCCGUCAGGACAUGGUGAAGAUCUCCAUGGAUGUGUUUGUACGCAAGUUUCAGCCUGACCGCUACAAGCUGUGGAAGGCGGGAAAAGACAACACUCCUAUCGACCACUCCAAGCCCACACCUGAGGCUGCUGGCUUUCUGAAGGAAGACAAGACCGAGCCUUCAAAAGAGAGUCCCACUGAAACCAGUCCUGAGGAGCCCACAACUCCAGUCCAGGAGGAUAAAAGCCCAAAGCCUCAGACUGGGACAAAGCGUCAGCUCCAAGCUGUUGAAACCUCUGAAGACGUCAAACCUGACCUGACGGUGAAGGAGACGGAGGAGGUGGAGCCAAAGAAAGCCAAGCUGACCUGCAAUGAACCUCCAACUAAAGUCCCUGUCAAACAAGAUAAAGACACAGUGAAAGUCAAACCAGAGCCUAAGAAGGAGAAGGACACCAAGCCGCAGUCUAAAUCUCAUUCCAAAGCCAGCACCAAGAAAACUUCAAACAGACGAAGCCCGUCAAAAAAAGAGAAGAACGGCUUGUCGGUGGCAGACAUCUGUCCUCUAGAGCCUGUUGAAAGUCAGGUGGUGGCUCCCUGCUCUAAGGAGGCGGGCGGCAGCGAGGAGCCCGAGCUGGGCAGAAGCUGCAGCCCGGCACACAAACUGUUUCACAGGACGCUGAGCCCCGCCGACGUCCUGCAUGUCCACAGCUACGCCAAAGGAGACUACGGAGAGGGAGAGGCCCUGCUAAAGGAGGAGAAGAAGAACGAUGGCAGUGACAACGAGACGGAGAAAGUCAGCAGACAUGUUAGCAAAGCACAGAGAGCAGAGGAGCUGAGUGAAGAUGGAGAGCUGGAGCUGAAUGAUCUGGGACAGCUGCCAGGACACCACCCGCUCAUCAAGGACGGUAUGAGUGAUGAAGAGGCUCCAGAGGAGGCCCCCCCAGUGGAGGAGGGUGGUCUGGAAGGGGAGGGCUGGGCCAAACCUUUGGCUCACCUGUGGCAGAGCAGACCUCCAAACAUGAAGAAAGAGAGAGAGUACAACCAGCGCAUGGGCUCCAAACCUCCAUACUGCUCCAUCUGCUCGCUCUUCCACACAUACCAGCAGACUGAAUGCGGGAACGGUGCAGUCCCUCCUGUUAUGGUGGCGGGCGGGCGGAUGCGGACCAAGCCUCUGAUCCCAGAGAUGUGCUUCACCACCACCACAGAGGAGGAUUCAGAGUGUGAGGAGCAGCCUAUCACUCCUCACCUGGAGGAAGAUGGAACCAGCCUCCUCAUCACCUGCUCUCAGUGCAGCGUCCGGGUCCACACCAGCUGUUACGGUGUUGAUCCAGCCAGUGUGAGCAAGGAGUGGAAAUGUGCACGCUGCAAGGCCAACGCCAUGACGGAGAACUGCUGUUUGUGUUCACUGAGAGGUGGAGCCUUGCAGAAAGCCAACAACAACAAGUGGGUUCAUGUGCUGUGUGCGGUGGCUGUGCUGGAGGCUCGUUUUGUCAGCAUCACUGAAAGAAGUCCUGUGGAUUUAAGUGGAAUCCCUUUGCAGAGAUUUAAACUGAAAUGUUACUACUGUAAGAAGAGGAUGAAGAAGGCGUCAGGCUGCUGUGUGCAGUGCUCUCAUGGCCGCUGUCCCACUGCCUACCACCCCACCUGUGCCCAGGCUGCUGGGGUCCUCAUGCAGCCAGAUGAAUGGCCCUUUGUGGUGCAUGUGACCUGCUGUCGACACAAAGGCCCCACCCAGAUUGAGCGUAAUAAAGCAGCUAUGCACGAGCUGACUGUGGGACAGAAGGUGAUCUGCAAGCACAAGAAUGGUCGCUACUACCAGUGUGACGUGGUGCAGCUGUCCAAAGAGACCUUCUACGAAGUCAACUUUGACGACGGCUCUUUCAGUGACAAUCUCUUCCCUGAGGACAUCGUGAGUCGGGACUGUGCCCAGCUCGGACCUCCACCUCAGGGUGAAGUGGUUCAGGUGCGAUGGACAGAUGGCCUGGUGUAUGGGGCCAAGUUUGUGGCAGCUCAUGUCAUCCAAAUGUACCUGGUGGAAUUCGAGGAUGGGUCGCAGCUAACAGCCAAGAGAGAUGAUGUCUACAGUCUGGAUGAGGAGCUCCCAAAGAGAGUCAAAUCCAGACUGUCUAAAGCGUCAGACAUGAGAUUCGAUGGGAUCUUUGAAGAGAAGGAGAUCAUCCAGGAGUCAAAGAGACAAAGAGUGAUCAACUCGCGUUACAGGGGGGACUACAUAGAGCCUGUGAUUUACAGAGCCAUCAUGGAGUAGCCUCCUCACUCCCUGUCUGCUCACACACACGCCACCAGCACUGACAGACUGGAACUGUGCUCACUGUACCUUAACUUAGCAGCUAGCCACUGAGAGAGUGUAGCUCCAGAUGACUUCCUUCAGGACCAGCUUUGGACUGUUUUUCUUUUUCUUUUUCUUUGUCUCAUUCAUUCAUCUUUGAUAAGUCAAAUAGGAUUCUAUUUGCUUAGUUUGGCUGCAAUCAAGGAAACAGCAGUAUUUCCAUUUUAGUUUUGCAUAGGAUUCCACAGCACAGUGCAGUGUAGGCUGAUGUGCAGCCCUGGCAGUACAUAACAGUAGGAAGCAAUAUAAACAUGGCAUUUGUACUAUAAAGUAGCGUUUUGACUGUAGGGCACCAAUAAAAGAAGACAAAGCAGGUGUAAAACUAUUAUCUACAGUAAAGUUAACUCAACUGCUUUUAACUAAACAUUUCAAUCAACUCUGCCACUCUAAUGUUUACCUCAGUUCAAAGGAUAAUAUCAGCAUCAUUUUCUUUCUUUCCUGUUGCCGUUAGUGCCUAUGAUACAGAGCCCGCAGCUAUCACACACACACCUUCUGAUAAAGAUGUAGCCUCAUAUUUGAGGUCAUGUGUGAAUUCAAAUUGAGCAUCAAAUAACUGAAUCGAUACCCUUAAAUGAAUCCUAUUAUAUUCAUUUGUCCCGACAUACACCUUAUUUCAUUGAAUAAAUCAUUUCUGCCCAAAUGAUUCAUUAAAGAAUAGAAAGUUCUAUAUUUACCAAAAGUGUUACUUCUUAUACCAGCCAGACUUCUCUUAAGAGGCUAAAGUAGAGUUCUGCACAAGAUGAAAACUCAAACCCAAACCUGGUCUGUACGUGUGUCUUAAAGACCUGGCUGAAUCCAACCUGCAUAGAUUAGCCAGGAAGGGGGCAAAAUCUGAUCUUGGGGCCCCUCUUGGCAUAUAUUUUUGAAUAGGAAUAUACCUCAACCCUGUGUUGGAACUGAGUGAUGCAGAUUCCCUGACACAUUUGCAAAUUUGCAGUCAAAUUUCCAUAAAGUGAGCCUGGGGUUUUAGAGCCACCGGGGUCCCGCAGCCAUUGACAGCUUAGGCAGUUGGUGAUCUGGCAAUGCUGACUGCUACUGCCAAAUGUGAGACCCAAACCUGAUCCAAGACCUGAUGCUAUAUUUAGCUUUUUGUCUUAAAUGACUGACUGUUAUUGGCCAGGCUUAAUUGGCUUCACUUUCUCAUUCCCUCUUCCAUCUGUCUAUUUGUUACAUGAUGCAUGCAAUUGGAAAAGUAAAAGAGAAAUCACAUUUGAAAAGAACCAAACCCAAGCCUGAAGCUUUACACAACAAAACAGCUGGAACCAAAAGGGCCCCGAAAAGGUUCAGGUAACAGAACUCUUAGAGAACCUCACCAGUCACAAUUCCACUCAGCAGCUUUAUUUACAGGCUGAAAACUCCCAAAACUCUCACAAAACAGUAACACACAUGUAUUUUUCUUAGUGUUCACGAUGUUACCAUGUUUAGAAUCUACAGACAUAGUCAGAUAUUUUAUAGGCAUAUAUCAGAAAACUAAAUUGCACUGGUAUUAUCCUUUAAUUAAAGGAAUACUUCACCCAGAACGUUUGUUGGAUCAGCUACUGGACUCUGACAGCCUGGAAUGACACUCAGAAUGUUUGUACUGGUAAUCCUUCACUAAAAACACAAGUGGCAGCCUUUUCUUCACAGAAGGUUCUUUUUUAACAACAGGAAAAAAAGAAGCAGCAACACAGGUGUUUAGUGUUUUGGCCCAGGUGGGAGAAAUGCAUAAAAUGUGUUUUUGAGCAUUUUUCAACACAAGUGCAGGUACAAUACCUGAGUUUUCUUACUAAGACUGAACCAAUCCUUUUUUACUACUUACUACUUUUGAGUACAUUUUGUGUGUAGAAAGACAAGCCCUGAAAGAUGAUGAUUUAUCUUUAUUAUCAUUUU
Molecule: messenger RNA, 5294 nt
Organism: Scomber scombrus (Atlantic mackerel)
Lineage: Eukaryota; Metazoa; Chordata; Actinopteri; Scombriformes; Scombridae
Gene: kdm4aa
Product: lysine (K)-specific demethylase 4A, genome duplicate a
Exons: 23
Coding region: 174-3344 (1056 amino acids)
Biological process (GO): chromatin remodeling
Cellular component (GO): nucleus
Molecular function (GO): histone H3K36 demethylase activity; histone H3K9 demethylase activity
Source: RefSeq, a predicted model, not a curated record